GUUAGCAUAGUGAAUUGGCCUUGGGAUUGUCAGUGAUUUUUUGAAAGACACAGGUGCGUGGUUUGCAAGAUGAAACUGUGCGUGGUUUGCAAAACCCAUCACUGAGAGAGCUACAACUCAUGAACCAAUCCAACCACACCCACACUCAUCAAACCCACCACCACCAUCACUGAUAUCAUUGGGUGCAGAUUUCUUUUCGGGUUUUUCCGCCCAUAUCUUCUGUUCGGUGGUUCCUCUUUCUUCAUAUCGUGAGGAGGAAGGCUGUGAACUAUUCUAGUUUCCAUGGCUACUGAAACAGCUAUUCAAGAUCCAAGAAAACAUGCUUUGGAGGCAUUGAAGCGGAGGUUUGCCUUUGUCGAGGCUGAUCUGCUACAACAAAAGAACAAAAAGAGUAUAAAAGAAGGAGAUGGAAAAGAACCUCAUAGGACAACUUCUUUAGCAGAUAAAACUGAUGCAGCAGUCACUCCCUCAUUUGAUGCUCAACACAAGAAAGAUCCUGAAGAAAAUGCUCCGGCAUAUUUGCAGCUCUCUCAAGCUGUACAUGAGAAUCUGCUGGCAUCCAAUAUUAAGCUUUCUAGUAGAAAAGGAGACAUGGUCGAUAAGAUUUUGCACGAGCUUCUUCAGAAUGGUGAUAUGGCUCAGAAGUACAUGCAGAAGUCUAGAAAAAUACAUAUUGACCAUUUCGUCCUUCUUGAUAAUUAUGUACAAGGACGUGGCGUAUCUACUGGUUCUCAUAUCAGGGCUUUGCGGAUGCAUUCAAAGCGUUCUAAAAAGCACAUGUCCAUGAAACAGCAUAAAAAAUGUGGAUCAUUUGAUUUGCCCCAAGAGCUUCAUAAGUUUGAUGUUUUUAGGCCUAUGCAUGAAAUGUGGAAAGGCUACAUGAUGCAACUGCUUAAAACUGUCGGGAAAAAUCAGUUGGCUCAGUGUCUUCUCAGCGCAGAUCUACAUGGUGCUUUCAUUCUAGUUGCUGAGUGUAAAGCAACUUCUUUCACUGGAGUGAGCGGCAUCAUGAUUCGUGAAACUGCAGAAACAUUUGGGAUAAUUACACAAGAUGAUGUCUUCCGAGUUGUGCCCAAAAAGAUUUCUGUCUUUAUUUUCCAAGUUGAUUGCUGGAAAGUUACAUUGCAUGGGGACAAACUCACUUCAAGAAAUUUGGGCUUGUGAUCUUGAUAUUCAUCAUUGCAUCCAAGGGGAAACAAUUUCACGCAAGAAGGCUUUUCUUUUUGUAUUCCAGAAGCUCAGAGAAUUUAUUUAGGUCCAACUUUGAUGGAGCUACAGGAAAGCACAAAAUGUGUAUCUAGCGGUGAGGAGUUGACCAUGUCAUAUCCUAUUCUUUCAUUUCUAUGUGGAGAUGGGUCUUAACAAGGAUGAUUGAUGUGACAAUUUUUGGUUGGCAGGCAGCUGAGACAGUUUUGGUUUUACUUUUUAGACAGAAAACUAUGACAGGAAGGGCAAAUCUAUCUUCAAGGUGAUUGCACUGCCAGGUGGUCUAUCCUGUUCUUUCAUUUCUAUGUUGUGUUUGACAGUACAAAAUAGGCAUGAGAAAUGCUGUUUAUGAUUGGUCGGGAAAAACUUACGGAACUUGUAAUAUUUAUUUCUCUUUAUAUUUUAAUGAUUUUUUUCUUUGCUUUCUUGGCUAUAAUUUGCUCUCUAAAGGAUGUGUUUUUGACCAAGUAUUAAUCCUUAGUUUCUGUUAAAAGA
Molecule: messenger RNA, 1701 nt
Organism: Quercus lobata
Lineage: Eukaryota; Viridiplantae; Streptophyta; Magnoliopsida; Fagales; Fagaceae
Product: ribonuclease P protein subunit p29-like
Exons: 9
Coding region: 283-1164 (293 amino acids)
Biological process (GO): tRNA 5'-leader removal; rRNA processing
Cellular component (GO): ribonuclease P complex; ribonuclease MRP complex
Molecular function (GO): ribonuclease P RNA binding
Source: RefSeq, a predicted model, not a curated record